AGGUACGCAGGGCGCCUGCGCGAGAGCCCUGCGCGUCCUCUAGGACUUUCCCAGGAGGCCGCGCGUCACUCUCGGUCAAGAUGGCGGGCCGGCCUGCUGUUGCAGCGUCAAGCAAGUGGCUCGAUGGUUUUCGAAAAUGGUAUUAUAACGCUGCAGGAUUCAACAAGCUGGGUCUAAUGAGAGACGAUACCAUGUACGAGACCGAAGAUGUGAAGGAAGCCAUAAGGAGGCUUCCUGAGAAUCUUUAUAAUGAGAGAAUGUUUCGAAUUAAGAGAGCCCUGGACUUGUCCAUGAGGCAUCAGAUCUUGCCUAAGGAGCAGUGGACAAAAUACGAGGAGGACAAAUUCUACCUUGAACCCUAUCUCAAAGAGGUUAUUCGGGAAAGGAAAGAGAAAGAAGAAUGGGCAAAGAAGUGAUCUUGCAGAUGAGAUCUAUGGGUGUGCGUGGUCUCAGCAUUUUCUAAGAGGUUGUUUCAACCUGAAUCACAACCUAAGAGUUAUUUGCUCUGCAGAUGCCUCACUUUAAAUAAAUGUCUAUUGUAACCAU
Mesocricetus auratus (golden hamster) is the source of this 546-nucleotide messenger RNA. RefSeq names its product cytochrome b-c1 complex subunit 7. The transcript has 4 exons. Gene Ontology annotation, biological process: mitochondrial electron transport, ubiquinol to cytochrome c. Lineage: Eukaryota; Metazoa; Chordata; Mammalia; Rodentia; Cricetidae. The record is from RefSeq and is a predicted model, not a curated record. The coding region runs from base 81 to 416 and encodes 111 amino acids.